Messenger RNA from Diospyros lotus (date-plum), 1570 nucleotides. RefSeq names its product histidine biosynthesis bifunctional protein hisIE, chloroplastic-like. The record is from RefSeq and is a predicted model, not a curated record. The transcript is spliced from 7 exons. Gene Ontology annotation, molecular function: phosphoribosyl-AMP cyclohydrolase activity; phosphoribosyl-ATP diphosphatase activity. The coding region runs from base 507 to 1349 and encodes 280 amino acids. Lineage: Eukaryota; Viridiplantae; Streptophyta; Magnoliopsida; Ericales; Ebenaceae. Gene Ontology annotation, biological process: L-histidine biosynthetic process.
UCUAGGGCGCCGUUUCACUCCUUCAAGCUUCGCCUUCAAAUCUCACCAUUUUCUUCUCAUCGCAGCCUCCGCCGGCGCCGGCUGACGCUUUGGACUGCCGACCCGACGCACCUCUCUAUUUAGUAUUUAUAAUCUGUUGUACAGCACAUUCAUUUGCAAUUCAAGAAUCGAUCUUGCUUUCUAUGCUGUUCAAUCGCCUCUGAAGGCUUGGCUGCUGGAAGGGCACAGUAACUGCAUCUCAAUUGGGGUCUAAACUUGACCUGCAGCUGAUCCGCCCAUGCCAAGCUAGUCCAGUCUAAAGGGAGCAGAAAUGUGUUGAUCAUGCUAACUCACUACCUGUUUUCAACCUGCCCAUCCAGGCCAGCCCUGCCUGUUCAAGCCUAUUUUUAUUGCACAAAAUGAAGUCUGCUAAAUCAGCAGUUACAGAAUGACUUGUUUCUUCUCAGGACCGGGAUCAACUAUCAAAGGCUUCCAGCUGUGUUGUUGCUGUUACUUCUGCUGCUGUUAUGUAUUCCAACUCCCUUCAAACUCUGAAUGUUUACUGGGGAGGCCACUGCCUGUCUUCUAGGAGCCUUAACAAAAGCCUUAAAAAGAACGCACCAAAUUUUGUUUCUGCUUGUAAACGAGAAUUGCAUCAGGAUCUUUCCGGUGCAUCUUCUGAGGUUGAUAAUCUGCUAGACACCGUGAAAUGGGAUGACAAAGGUUUGGCAGUUGCAAUAGCUCAAAAUAUUGACUCAGGAGCCAUCUUAAUGCAAGGGUUCGCAAAUAGAGAUGCACUGGAAAAAACCAUUUCCUCUCGUAAAGCAACAUUUUACAGCAGGUCACGGUCAACAUUAUGGACAAAGGGGGAGACCUCCAAGAAUUUCAUUAAUGUUCAUGACAUUUUUCUUGAUUGUGACCGGGACUCUAUAAUAUAUCUUGGGAUGCCUGAUGGCCCUACUUGCCACACGGGAGCAGAAACUUGUUAUUACACCUCAGCUUUUGAUUUCCAGAAGAAUUCGGAGGCCAAGGAAAGCAGGUUGGCUUUGACAACUCUGUUCUCAUUGGAAUCUGUGAUUUCCAAGCGGAAAGCAGAGCUUUCAGGACGAGAAAAUGAGAAACCGUCGUGGACAGAACGGUUGUUGACUGACGACAAGUUAUUGUGCUCGAAAAUUCGGGAAGAGGCAGACGAGUUAUGCCGAACACUGGAGGAGGAGGAGGAGUCGUCACGGACAGCCUCAGAAAUGGCGGACGUGCUUUAUCAUGCCAUGGUUCUGCUGUCUCGCAGGGGUGUUAAAGCAGAGGAGGUCUUGCAAGUGCUUAGAAAUCGAUUUUCACAAUCAGGCAUUGAGGAGAAGAGAAGUCGGUAACCACCACAACAAUAAGCAUUGAGCAAAUAGUUGUCACAAAUUUGUCUCAUUUUUGUAAGCAUAUGAUAUAUAUUCGUAAUUUACAAAACUAUUAAUCGUCUGAUUAGACAUCUUAUUUGUGGCACAAACCCGUAAUAGUGAUUCCAUGGGGUUUUGUUCAUCAAAAAAUGUAGGCACAAGGCAGAAACGUACCCCUCGUGAUGUAGGACAACAAUAAUUCU